Messenger RNA from Mesitornis unicolor (brown roatelo), 448 nucleotides. RefSeq names its product polymerase (RNA) II (DNA directed) polypeptide E, 25kDa (gene POLR2E). Gene Ontology annotation, biological process: DNA-templated transcription. The coding region runs from base 42 to 410 and encodes 122 amino acids. Gene Ontology annotation, cellular component: RNA polymerase II, core complex; RNA polymerase III complex; RNA polymerase I complex. The record is from RefSeq and is a predicted model, not a curated record. Lineage: Eukaryota; Metazoa; Chordata; Aves; Mesitornithiformes; Mesitornithidae. Gene Ontology annotation, molecular function: DNA-directed RNA polymerase activity; DNA binding. The transcript has 5 exons.
CUUCCCCAGAGGAGCCCAAGGUUGGGAUAAAGACGAUCAAAAUGUACUGCCAGAGGAUGCAGGAGGAGAACAUCACCAGGGCACUGAUCGUGGUGCAGCAGGGCAUGACCCCCUCAGCGAAGCAGUCGCUGGUCGAUAUGGCGCCCAAGUACAUCCUGGAGCAGUUCCUGCAGCAGGAGCUUCUCAUCAACAUCACCGAACAUGAGCUGGUGCCAGAGCACGUUGUCAUGACAAAGGAAGAAGUAACCGAGCUGCUGGCCCGAUAUAAGCUGAGAGAGAACCAGCUCCCCCGGAUACAGGCUGGGGAUCCUGUGGCCCGGUACUUUGGAAUAAAGCGUGGGCAGGUGGUGAAGAUCAUCAGACCGAGCGAGACCGCAGGCCGCUACAUCACCUACAGACUGGUGCAGUGACCUGGAGCCACGGGGUGAGGUGCAGGGCUUUUGGUCUC